AUAUUUCAUGUGUGAAAAUCACAGUUAUUAAAAUUAUAAAAUUAAUAUUAUGGUUUAUAUAGUUUUUUAUAUGUUUGCGACGUAUACAAAAAUUUAAAACAUGAAAAUUUUAUGACAAAGCUGCACCUGACUGUUCGGUUCUUUAUAUCUUUCUUAAUCAUAUUUAUAUUUUUGACAGACGAUGUGCAACAGUAUGUUCGUCUACCCGUUGCUUCAAAAUAAUGAGUAACUGUUGUGUAUUGUAGCUACAAUUAUUAUUGUAUAGAUUAACCUUAAAAUUAUUUUGUGUUUUGUAUACAACCUUAUAUGAUGUGGCCUCAAGAAUAUAUAGAAUUAAAGCAUAUAGAAAAUUUGCUGAUUUGCGGAAUAUGCUAUGAAUUCAUGGAUACAUCUGUUAUGACAUCAUGCUCUCAUAACUAUUGUUCUUUAUGUAUCAGAAAGUAUUUACAUUACAAAACUCAAUGUCCUGUGUGCUUUGCAGAAACUUUUGAAAAGGAUUUAAGGAAAAAUAAAAGUCUAGAUGAGAUUAUAGCACACUUUUCACAAAUUAAAGAUAAAUUAAAAAGAUCUUUACAAAUUCAGAUUCAAUUCACAAAAUUUAAUGAAGCUGAUGAUGUUUCUAAUUCACCAAAAUCAUUGCUUCAAAAUAAGAGUGCAUAUAUAAAUGGACAAGAAAAUAAAGUUAUAUAUAGUAAAAUUAUUAAUAAUGUUCCUACUUCUCAAAGUAAUACUUCACCAUCUACACAUGUACAAAAAGAUUUAUCUAGUCCUAGUACAAGUGGAAUACCUAGAAUACCUUUAAUGUUCACACCUAAAAGUAAUAAACGUCCAAUUAUAACAAAUACAGAAGAAACCAAGAUUGUUAUAUGUCCAGUAUGUAAGGUUACCAUUUCAGAAUUAAAAAUAAACAGACAUCUUGAUGAUUGUUUAAAAAGGGAAUCUGUGAAAGAGAAACCUCAAAUAAUAGAAUCGAAACGUAAACCGCUGCCAAAGUUAGUAUUUAGUUUAAUGAAAGAUGCUGUAUUAAAAAAGAAAGCAAAGGAAUUUGGUUUGUCUUUACAAGGAGAUCGGAAAGCUUUAGAAACACGACUACAGAGAUAUAUUGUUCUUUAUAAUGCAGAAUGUGACAAACUAAAUCCACGACCAGUCACAGAAUUAGUAAAACAAUGUGAAGAUGAAGAGAACCUAGAAAAAAAAGUUAACAAAACAUCCUUUCUAAAUAAAUUACAAGUUACUAAAAACACAGAAGAAAAUGCUAUAGAAGAUGAACGAAGAAAAUAUUUGGAAACGCACAAAAAUAGCUUUGACAGUCUAAUUAAUAAGAUCAAAAGUGUACAAUCUUCACAAAAGCCAUCAGCACGGCGUAGUUUGUUAAUGACAAGUACAGAACGUAAUGAGGAUGUUUCACCAAAACGUCAAAUGAUGAGUGAAAAUUUGAAUGAUUCAAUGAUACAUACAGAACAAACUGAUCUUAAGCUGUCAAAUUCUGAUGCAUAUAUUCCAGAUUCUGAUUCAGAUACUUCUUGUCCAUUACAAAUGUACUCUAGUAUUGAUCCAAACAAAUUUCUUACUGUAGAAUUAUCUUCUGAUAAUAAUGUUUUGGGUAAUAAAUCUGAGAAUGAUGAAACAAAUGAUGAUCAAAAAGCAUCUAUAUUUAAUUAUUCAUCUAUGAAAAUAAAUGAGGCAGAGAAAAGUAACAGUUCAGAUGCGUUUAGUGAUACAUCUAUUCAUGAUAAAAUAACAGAAUCAGAAAUGAAAAAUUCAUCUUAUAAGAAUACAUUAAAAAGUAAUUUGAAAAAUUCACCUAAUACUUCCAAAUAUAAGAAAUUGCUACAAAGAAGAAAGAAAUCAUCUUUAAAAAAUGAAGUGGAACAGACAGAGUCUGCUUCUACAAGUAUGAAAUGUCUUGAUUCUGAUAGCAUUUCAGAUCAAAAGGAAGAAGGAGAUGAAAGAUCAAAAUCUAUCUUGCAAGAUAUUGCAUGUGAUUUAUCAAGUAAUGAUAGUAUUGACAGUAAAUUUAAUCAUGGAAAAUUACGUUCUAUUAACCUUGGAUUUUUAGAUACUAAAGUAAUUAGUCCUUCAAAUUUGGAGAAAGAAAAUAUAAUUUCUUCUCCUGAAUGCAGUAAAAAUGGUUCUAAUCGAAAAAGAACUCGCGAUUUGAUACAAACUGAUAAUAAUCUCAUGUCAAAUAACAUGAAAAAAGUUAAAAAAUCGUCUAUGUGCUCCACGAUUGAGACCAAAGAAUUAAGUAAUGAAGAGUCUUCAUAUGCUUUAAAUGAUGAAAAAAUGGAAUAUGCACUGAAUAAAUCACGAUUGAGAAAACGAUUGUUAAAUGUUACAGAAAAUACCAACGUCGUAAGAAAAUCUGCUAGAAUAAAGCUUAAAGAAAAUAAAUCAUAAAAAUAAAAUCAAUUUUUUACAAAUUGCUUCAAUUAUUGUAUAUUUAGCAAAUUUAUACAUCAUUUAUCGCCUUUAAUAUGUAAAAAUAAGUAAUAUCUAGUUUUACUUUAUUAACGUACAAAAAGUUAAAAAAAAUAUAUGUAAAUAGUUUCAAAAUUAUUGUAUUUUCUGAUUUGUUUCAUAGGAACUAAUUUAAACACCUAAUAAUGUUUACAAUGUAAUUGUUUCUUUGCAUUAAUUUAUUUUGUACUUGACUUUAUUAUAUAUUAGAUAUUUAAUUACAAGUAUAUUUUAUUUACGCUGUUUAGUAUCAAAUAUAAAAGAAAGUAGUCAUGUAUAUUUUAUUAUAUCUUUUAAUAUUCACGUCUACAAUUUUACUUUCCUUUUCUCUUGCAUAAAAUGUAAUGAUUUAGCACAAAUAAGUAUAUUGGAAAAAAUACAAAAUUAUUUAUCAAAGACACCAAAUUUUAUUGAAUAUAUUACAGUAUUUUGAUCAGAAAGGGAUCAACAAUGGUAAAAUGAUGACAACCACAUAAAAUUUUACAUCCCACCUUUGUAUAGAUAUUAACAAUAAUAUUAGAAGCCUAACUUACUUAACACUAAAAUAGCUGUCUUUGACAUUGUUUACGCAUAAAAUAUGUGUCUUUGUUAUGUAUUUUAUUUCUCAUACACUUUGGUAUCAUUUAUACAUAUAAUCUUAUGUACAUUUUAUGUAUAUAUUUUCUAAUAUAGUUUUUUUUUCUACAUAAUAGAACUUUAAAAGCUUCUAACAUUCUAAUGGAACAACUAUCACAUUCAUGAAACACUUUAUUUUUAAUUCUUUCGUAAAGAUACUGUUAUAAUUUUAUGAUGAUGAUGAUUUAUUUAUUACAUUGAAUCUUAUAUGUGUAUAUGUAUUGUUUUUUUUCUCCUAAAUAAAUAUAAGCGCAAUAUUAAUAGGAAUGAAAUUUUCUUUAAAGGUUCUAAGUGGGUUGCGCUAAUAGUUAUAUAUCCUUUGACAUUAAAUGUUAUUCAUAUUUGGCAGUGUUUCUGAAACUAUUUUUUGCGAGGCCAAAAUUUUAAUAUUUGUGAACUUCAUGUUUUUAUAAAUUUCAUUUUUAUAAAUACUAUAUCUAAUAACAUUUUGUUUAGAUAUAGUUAAUUUUUUUAUGUUCUAUUACAUGUAGCUUUAUUAACAAACUAUUAAUAUAUCCUUUAAUUCAGCGAAUAAGCUACAUUGUAAUAUAUAUCAUAUAAUUUUUUUGACUUGCAUUUUAAACUUAUCAUAUGUUACAUCUUUUUUUUUAUAUGUAAUUUACUUUGUUUCAUAUACUUUAAUAUUUCAAAAAUAACUUCUUUUUUUAAAAUAUUUUCAUUGCCUUAUUAUUUUCUAACAAAAUUAUAGAUUUAGAUUGUUAGAGAUUCUGGUAAUAUUAUAUACUACACUAUUGAGUAGUUUAUUGAUUUAUGUAAUUGGUUUUUUGACGGUUACGCAUAAAAUGUUUGAGAACCACUGCUGUAUGGUAUGGCAUCAGGCGAGGUAGUUACUCAACGUUUACUACACUCCUAAAUAUACUACAAGCAUGUUUAGUUUCCCUGUGUAUAGAAAUCCAUAAUACAUAUUCUUAAAGAACAUAACAAAUGUACAUAUAUAUACAAGAAGAAUAUUUCUAAAUAUACAAUUUCUAAAUA
Molecule: messenger RNA, 4071 nt
Organism: Bombus terrestris (buff-tailed bumblebee)
Lineage: Eukaryota; Metazoa; Arthropoda; Insecta; Hymenoptera; Apidae
Product: E3 ubiquitin-protein ligase RAD18
Exons: 7
Coding region: 307-2400 (697 amino acids)
Biological process (GO): DNA damage tolerance; protein monoubiquitination
Cellular component (GO): nucleus; Rad6-Rad18 complex
Molecular function (GO): ubiquitin protein ligase activity; single-stranded DNA binding
Source: RefSeq, a predicted model, not a curated record